This is a messenger RNA of Phymastichus coffea, 1890 nucleotides long. RefSeq names its product nuclear receptor subfamily 2 group E member 1-like. Lineage: Eukaryota; Metazoa; Arthropoda; Insecta; Hymenoptera; Eulophidae. The record is from RefSeq and is a predicted model, not a curated record. The transcript has 8 exons. Gene Ontology annotation, molecular function: RNA polymerase II cis-regulatory region sequence-specific DNA binding; nuclear receptor activity; zinc ion binding. The coding region runs from base 213 to 1595 and encodes 460 amino acids. Gene Ontology annotation, biological process: cell differentiation; anatomical structure development; regulation of transcription by RNA polymerase II.
AAGCAGACGUCGAGAGCUUUAACAUGCCGUUGACGUACUUUUCCGCGCGAACAUAUCGAUCAGCAUCGACGACGACGGCUUUGAAGGUUGUCGCUACUUUUCUCUUCGUCGGCAGUCUGCAAUAAAUGCAUCGUAUGUCGGCCUGGAUAGUCGCCCGCGGCUGCUGCGAACGCUGACGCGCUGCGACGACCCGAGAGAGCGAGCGCGCCAACAUGGAAGAGAACGGCAGAGGCGAGAGCUUGUGCAAGGUCUGCGGCGACAAAGCCUCCGGCAAGCACUACGGCGUGGCCAGCUGCGACGGCUGCCGCGGCUUUUUCAAACGGUCCAUCCGGAGGUACGCCAGGAACCUGGACUACGUUUGCAAGGAGAGCGGCCAGUGCGUGGUGGACGUGUCGAGGCGGAAUCAGUGCCAAGCCUGCCGGUUCACCAAGUGCUUGCAAAUGAACAUGAAGAGAGAAGCGGUGCAGCACGAGCGCGCGCCGCGCAGCAGCGGCAGCUCCAUGGCGGCGAUGGCGGUGGCCGCGAGGAAGCCGCCCGCGGCCGCGGGCCUCUACCCCCACGGCCCGCACGGCCCGCACGGCCCGCACGGCCCGCACGGCCCGCACGGCCAGCACGGCCACGUCUACCACGCCAGAGCGGCCGGGGCGGCCGGGGCGGCCGGCGCCGCUGCGCCCUACCACCCGCUGCUCUACCCGGCCUUCUUCUCCUUCAAGCCCGUCGUGCCGGCCUUCCCCGCCGCCAGCCACGACUGCACGGGCGACCUGCUGCGCCUGACCACGGCCUCGCACUUGCUGCCCGGCAGAGUGGCGCCCGCUGCCGCGGCCGCCGCCGCAGCCGCCGCGGCCGCCGCCGCCACCGCCCGUGACGCGCUGUCCACCUCGGCCGGCAAGGAGGACGAGGUGACGAGCUCCGAGGAGGCCGCGGCCAUCGAGCGCGCGCCCUCCAAGAAAGACGAGCAGGCCUCGAGCCGGCUGCUGACGCCCCUGAUCUGCAGCUCCCUGGGCGACGCGCCGAGCGCCAGCUUCUCGCUGCUGCCCGCGGAGAACGUGUACGAGUUCGCGGCCAAGCUGCUGUUCCUGGCGGUCAAGUGGCCCCGCAGCAUCUCCUCCUUCCUCCAGCUGUCGUAUCGCGACCAGGCCAUACUGCUGGAGGAGUCCUGGUGCGAGCUGUUCGUGCUGACGGCCGCCCAGUGGAACUUCCCCGUGGAGGAGUCGCAGCUGCUGCCGCACGCCGUAUCGCCCGACAAGCGCCAGAUCCUCAGCGACGAGGCCAGACGACUGCGCGAGCUGCUGGCCAGGUGCGCCAUUUUGCGCAUCGACCACUCCGAGUACGCUUGCCUCAAGGCCAUCGUGCUCUUCAAAGGAGAGUGCCGAGGGCUGUGCGAGCCGGCGCGAGUGACGGCGCUGCAGGAGCAGACGGUGUCGGUGCUGUCGGAUCGGGGUGCCGGUCGCAUAGGUCACCUGCUGCUGCUGUUACCACCGGCGCGCGCUCUCUGCCGCAGGACUCUGCACGAGCUGCUGUUCAAGCCGACCGUCGGGGACGUGGCCGUGGAAAGGCUGCUCGACGACAUGAUCAAUGCCAUCAGGCCUCAUUGACUAGCAGCCCCGUGCCCGCGCGUCACCUACUACCCGGCCUAAUUCCUCUUUGCUCUUUCUUUGUACGCACGCUCUCCGAGCGUCAAUGGGCCAGCCGCCAAGUUUGAAAUGCAAACUAGGAAGAGAGAUAGAGAGGGAGGCGGUUGGAAGCGCACAACUGACAAAGUACGCGCCUUGUAAAUAUUGACGUCUCUGAUGUGGUGCAGCUGUGGAUUGCCAAUAGACGCCGUCUAUGAACCAAUUGUUUUCUGCGAAUAUUGCUGUGAUUUUUCUUGUACAGUGGUCUUAGUUUGUA